CUGCCAUCUCACAGUUUCUCAUCAGAUGAAAUCGCCCUCUAUGACCGCCAGAUCCGCCUCUGGGGCAUGGCCGCGCAGGCCAAGAUCCAAAACGCAAACAUCCUCCUCAUCACCAUCAGAGCCCUGGCCAACGAGAUCGCAAAGAACCUCGUCCUCGCCGGCGUCGGCUCCCUCACCGUCCUCGACAGCGCCAUCGUCACCGAGGCCGACCUGGGCGCGCAGUUCCUCCUCUCCGAAGUGGAAUCCCCCCUGGGCCAGAACCGCGCCGAGGCCGCCAGCGUGGCCCUGCGCAAGCUGAAUCCGCGCGUCCAGGUCAUUGUCGACUCCGAGGGCGUCAAGUCCAAGGGCCCGAGCUACUUUGCCAACUUUGACAUUGUCAUUGCUACCGAUCUGGAUCCGGAUUCGUUCAAUCUCAUCAAUACGGCCACGCGCAUCAACGGCAAGGCCUUUUACGCCGCGGGCACUCACGGCAUGUACGGCUUCAUAUUCAGCGAUCUGAUAGAGCACGACUACGUCAUUGAGCGCGAUCUGGGAAACGUCGCCACCCAGCUCAAGCAAGAGACGCGCACACGCUCCAUCGUCGACGUCAAGACCAAAAAGGAAGGCCCCAAGGUCAUCGAAUCCGUCACCAAGCGAGAGCUCUACUCGACCUGGUUUCUCGCCAGUGACGUUGCCAGCCUGCCGGAAGAGUACACAAAGUCCAAGCGCCGCCUAAAGAGCGUCUCCCCGACGCUGUCCUGCCUGCGCGCCCUGUGGGAGUUCAUGCAGAUCCAGGGCGGCCGCCUGCCCAGCAAUCGCGAAGACCUUAAGCUGUUCACCCAGAUUGCCACGCAGAAGCACAAGGCCCUGAGCCUCCCUAGCGAGACGCUCAGGCCGGAAUUCCUCCGCAGCUUCCUGCAGAACCUAGGCAGCGAGAUUGCCCCCGUCACGGCCAUUCUGGGAGGCCAGCUGGCGCAGGAUGUCAUCAACGUCCUCGGCCAGAAGCAGCAGCCCAUUCAAAACAUGGUCAUCUUUGACGGCACCACCAUGGAGGCGCUCAUGUAU
This is a messenger RNA of Trichoderma atroviride IMI 206040, 1044 nucleotides long. RefSeq lists its product as uncharacterized. Gene Ontology annotation, cellular component: cytoplasm; SUMO activating enzyme complex. The record is from RefSeq and is a predicted model, not a curated record. NCBI's taxonomy places the organism in Eukaryota, Fungi, Ascomycota, Sordariomycetes, Hypocreales, Hypocreaceae. Gene Ontology annotation, molecular function: SUMO activating enzyme activity. Gene Ontology annotation, biological process: protein sumoylation.